Cotesia glomerata is the source of this 5075-nucleotide messenger RNA. RefSeq lists its product as uncharacterized. Lineage: Eukaryota; Metazoa; Arthropoda; Insecta; Hymenoptera; Braconidae. The transcript is spliced from 7 exons. Gene Ontology annotation, biological process: protein dephosphorylation; negative regulation of actin filament polymerization; actin cytoskeleton organization. Gene Ontology annotation, cellular component: cytoplasm. The record is from RefSeq and is a predicted model, not a curated record. Gene Ontology annotation, molecular function: actin binding; protein tyrosine/serine/threonine phosphatase activity. The coding region runs from base 306 to 3725 and encodes 1139 amino acids.
CGUUUCGUUUUUAAAUUAAAAUACUUCAACAAUUACCGUAUCUGUUUCAUUUUCAACCAGUGAAGUUAUAAAAUCAGAUCUAGAUCAAUGUGAUCAUAAAUCCUGUGAUUUAGCUGGUAAAAAAGUGAAGUGUUGCUUCAGUAAGUGUCCAAUGUUAUCUUCAAUAUUAGAAUUAGAAUAAUAAAUCAUCCCGUUAAGCCGGUGAUGUUACACCCGUAGAUAUGCGCAAAAAAUGGUUCCUCUUAAAAAGAACCUCCUUGUGGUUCCUAACAGUUCCGAUAAGUGCUAACUCGAAUCGGUGAUAAAUGGUGUUCCAAAAAAUGAGGAAUCCCGGAUUCCUUUUUGAACAUGCCCGACAUGGAUACAUUCAGUACAUUAGUUUAAGUGAGUGUUAUUUCGCGGGAAAAGGCGCUGCGUUGGUUCUGCCGCCAAAUGAACGAGCCAGACCAUCUCGCCGGGUAUCCUCAGCAGGAUGCGAUAUCCAACAGCAUCUACAGUCCAUGUUUUACCUGCUCAGACCCGAGGAAACCUUGAAAAUGGCCGUGAAGCUGGAGUCGGUGCAUCCGGGAAGAACACGUUACCUGGUAGUUGUGUCCUGCAAUGGUCGACAGGAUGCUGAAGAGAGUUGUCUGCUCGGUAUCGACUGUCAUGCAAGAGCGACUGUCGGUCUGGUUCUCCGGGUUCUGGCUGACACCGCCAUCACCCUCGACGGCGACGGGGGCUUCAGCGUAAGCGUAUGCGGUUGUCAGCACAUCUUUAAGCCGGUGUCUGUUCAAGCGAUGUGGUCAGCACUGCAGACAUUGCACAAAGUAUCGAGCAAAGCACGAGAACAAAACUAUUUUUUGGGCGGAUUGUCUCAUGACUGGGUCAGCUACUAUGAGCAGAGAAUCGAGAGUGACCGGUCGUGUCUCAAUGAGUGGCAUGCGAUGGAUAAUCUUGAAUCUCGGAGGCCGCCAUCGCCAGAUAGUGUUAGGCAUAAACCACGAGAGCGAGAAGAAACCGAAGGUGUAAUCCGCGCCACCUUGAAGGAAAUAAUGAUGUCCGUGGACUUGGACGAGGUAACCUCCAAAUACAUACGCGGCAGACUAGAGGAGGAUCUUGAUAUGGAUCUCGGAGAAUUCAAGCCGUUUAUUGAUCAAGAAAUGCUCACUAUUCUCGGGCAAAUGGACGCUCCUACUGAAAUUUUUGACCAUGUGUAUCUCGGCAGCGAGUGGAACGCCAGCAACCUUGAGGAGUUACAAAAGAAUGGGGUAAAACACAUCUUAAACGUAACAAGAGAAAUCGACAACUUCUUCCCAGGAAUGUUCAACUACCUAAACGUCCGAGUGUACGACGACGAGAAAACGGACUUACUAAAGCACUGGGACGACACCUUUAAAUAUAUAACAAAAGCCCGCAAAGAGGGUUCCAAGGUGUUGGUGCAUUGCAAGAUGGGUGUAUCGCGUUCAGCCUCGGUGGUGAUAGCCUACGCAAUGAAAGCCUACAACUGGGAUUUUUCCCAGGCUUGGAAGCACGUCAAGGACAAGCGGAACUGCAUAAAGCCGAACAACAACUUCCUGCUCCAAUUAGAAACUUACCAAGGAAUCCUGGACGCGAUGAAGAACAAAGAAAAGCUGCAGCGUUCCAAAUCAGACACUAACUUAAAGUCUCCGACGACAGGUGGCGCCGCGCGUCCCGGCCGAACGAAGGCCGAGAGUGACAAGAACAGUGUUCCGAGCCAGUCGUCCGGAACCGAGCUAAAGAAAUCUGGAAAGAGGCCCAAGAGCUGGUCCCCGUACAUCGAGAUGGUCGACAAUGUUCUCCCGGCCUUGUCCCAGUCUCUGGAAAGCAUCGACAAGACCGGAACCGAGAUCACCCGCGAGGAACUGCUCAGGAACGUACAAACCACCAAGUUGGUUCCUGAGCACGAGUCCAGGAACGUUCUGAUGCCUUGCGACAACGGACAGUCCUACAGCGUAUCCCAGAACCAGAUAGUCCAUCUUCCCGGACCGGAUAAUAAUAAUCCGGGGAACAAGCUUGAGUCUCAAGGUCAUCGUCGACGAGGGCUCGUGUUGAAUCUGACGAACCAGUUCGAGUCUGGCAGCAAGCCAUCGUCGCCUGAGUCAGACCUUAAAGCUAGUCCAGAGAACGAGGAGACCCAGAAAAUGGACACUGAUUGUCUAGUCUGGACGGAACCGAAGCCAGGAACCGAUAAAAACUCUGAAUCUGUCCAAGUUCCGUUGAUAAAUGUCACUAGCGCCACCUGUGCGAUCUUAGGGACAACUACUGCCACUGAAACAGCCACUUGUUCCACUGGAACCGCUGGAACAGUUGGAACAGCCACAUAUGUCACUGGAACAGGAACAUGUUCCAGUGGAACCGUUGGAACAGGUACUGUUGGGAACAGUAGCGCCAUCUCCGGUAGACGAAGAACUAAAAAAGAAGGUGAUUUGUUCAGCGCACAGGUAGACAAAGUGUUUGACCGUGAGGAACGGCGGGAACCGCGGGAACUUCCUAGCAGACAAAGUUCCUGGAGCAGCUACGACAGCGCAGUAGUUCUGGAUAACUCUGUCCACAGUUCCUGGGCGACUUUGCCCUCCAGGAACAGCAGUUGGGGUUCCUAUGACAUGCGUUCCAACCCAGACCCUCUCGGUUCCAGCGGACUGUUCCCUUAUGACCGUGAAGAAAUCCCUUGGCACCCUGGAACCGUGAAGAGAACCAAGCAGAAAAUUGAGGAAGGAACAGGAACCAAACGGGUGUGUACCCAGAACGAUGAUAAGGUCGAGAGGGUUGAUAUUACGGAACCGUUCCAGGAACCGAAGGAAACUGUUGAUAGUCCGGUAGGUGGCAUUGACAUUUCUUCAACGGGAAUCACCAGGCAAAUUGGCAGGCUGUCUACCAGCGCACCAGUGCCCUCUGCCUUGGAACCUGAGUUACCGACAGCGCCACUUAGAACUUGUCGGUCGGAAAGCGAGACUUCGAGUCCUUGUGUGGUAAAUACGCCGCAGUGUCCGUCGGUGAAGCAUCAUAAGAUGAUUCUGGAGAAUCUGACCAAGCCGAACUUUGGAAAAAGGUGCUUGUCUGUAGACGAUUCCCCGGAACCGCCUUGUUCCUCGUCGAGUUCCUCCAGUUCCUCAAGUUCCGAAGGUUCCAGGAACAAGUCGGGAAUUGUUAAGAACCUUAAGAAGGAAUUUGAGGCGAAAAGUAAGUUUGAAAAGAGUCCGGAAGGUUCUGGUGAUAAUGUUACCGACUGGGCGUCGGUAAAAAGGGACAAGAUAAGGAGCCUCCCCUCCUCACCGGUAAUUGCUCAUAAUGAGACAAAGAUAAGAACUUCUUCGAGUGUCAGUGCGACCUCUAUUAAAGAUGAUGAUUUAGAAGACCUCUCGGUGAAGGUUCUUGUUGGAAAAUACGAGGUAAAACCUCCCGGUUCCAAGGACGAGGUUAAAAAACCCGAAGUUCUGCUGCGCGCGCACAAUUUAGAAGCUCACCCGCCGGCUAAAGCGAAAAUUGCGCCGCAAGAGUUCGCGCGCAGGUCUGCGCCCAUUAUUAUUAAUUCAGCGGUUUUCCUGCCAGAGGCCAGCGCUGGAGAGGCGCCUGGGAGGCCACCUAUCGUUCCCUCCCCGCAAGCUGUUGUCGCGAGUGUCGUUAAAGCCGCGAAAAAACAACAACAACAUGGCCGUACUCAUCCGCUCACCAGGCUGCAGGUCAGGCCUAGGCACAGCAGCCCCGUUUACAAUACUAUGUAAAUUUAUAUUUAUAUUUAUUUUUUUGGUUAUUUACUAUUAUUAUUAUUGGUAUAUAUUAUACACUUUUAGUACCGACGAAUAUUUUGCUACAUACUGACUUUUCAUUCGUCUUGUGUGAUCUCGUCAGCGCUAAUUUUACAGUCAUAAAUACUCAAAUCCACUGCCAAGUGGACUUAUUUAUAAAUAUUAUUAUUAUUAUAAGUGUGUGGUUAGGUUUAAUUGUUUGUAAUUAUUAGAAGUAGCUUUGCUUUAUUUUUUAAUACUAAUUUCGUUGAUAAGAGCUCGGUUUUUUAGUUAAAUGCUGGGUUUUUUUAUUGUCAUUGCUUAUAGGUUAUGAUUUUAUGACGGAUAUUAUUUUUGACAGACUUAAUUAUUAUUAUAUUGAAGAGAAAUUUAGUAAAAAAAAUUAAUUUCAGUUUUUUAGACGUUAAAAUUCCAUUUUAAACAAUUUAGUGACUGCGCAUGCACUAUAAAUGUUCCAAGUACUCAAAAAAUGGAACUUGUUUAUCAAUAGUGAUGUUUUAUAUUAUUUAGAACGGAAUCGUGUGACAAAUCUAAUAAAAAAAAAUUUAUUUCAGUUAAAUAGACGUUCAAAUUAAAUUCAGAUCUAGGAAAUAGCUGCGCACAUGCGCAAAAAAUGUUCCAUUGAGCCAAAAAUGGAACUUGUUUAUCAAUAGUAAUGUUUAAUGUAAUUUUAAAGGGAAAUAUGACAAAUUUUGUUGAGAACUAUUACUUAGAAGUUAAAAUUGAGUUUUGAACAAGGAACUAGCUAUGCACAUGCGCAGAAAUUGUUCCAUAAAGCCAAAAAUGGAACUUGUUUAUUGAAAGUAAUGUUUAAUGUAAUCUGGAACGAAAAUUUAUGAUAAAUUUUGUUAAGAACUAUUAUUUUGGAAUUAAAAUUGAGUUUAGAACAUGGAACUAGCUGCACGCAUGCGCAGAAACUGUUCCAUGGAGCCAAAAAUGGAACUUGAUUAUCAACAGUAAUGUUUCAUGUAAUUUAGAACAGAAAUUUAUCACAAAUUUGAAUAAGAACAAUUAUUUAGAAGUUAAAAUUGAGUAUAGAACAAGGAACUGAUUCUGCGCAUGCGCAGAAAUUGUUCCAUAAAACCAAAAAUGGAACUUGUUUAUCAAUAGUAAUGUUUAUAAUUAUUUUGAACAAAAAUUUAAGACAAAUUUUGUUAAGAACUAUUAUUUAGUAUUUAAAAUUGAGUUUAGAACAAGGAACUAGUUGCUCGCAUGCGCAUAAACUGUUCCAUGGAGCCAAAAGUGGAACUUGUUUCAGCGUAAUUGUAUUUUGACUUUAAAUCGAGCAAAAUAACUUCCGUCAGAGGAACAUAACCUAAAAUAAUA